This is a messenger RNA of Dentiscutata erythropus, 417 nucleotides long. The record is from the annotation of a GenBank genome assembly. NCBI's taxonomy places the organism in Eukaryota, Fungi, Glomeromycota, Glomeromycetes, Diversisporales, Gigasporaceae.
AUGGAAUUUCCAACAGAGUUUUCCGAAGAAACAAAAAAACUAGUUGCUUUAUGGGGUGAAAUUAUUCAAGAUAAACAUAAGGAUGAUGACGAAGAAAUUUUUUGCUGUGACCCUUUAUUAAUAAUUGAAUAUAAUCAACCGGGACUCAUAAGUCGAAAUAUCACAGAAGUUAAUGUUGCCAAUGGAACUAAAUACUAUGUUCCUAUCGCAUUUCCAAGUCAACACCUGCAACAAUCAAAUUCUGUAUUCGCAUUUAACUGUAUGCAAACAGUAGAAGACGCUAUCAGAGAUUUAUAUGAUAAUUUUCAUAACGCUGUGACAGGUCGACAAGAUCCUAUUGUUGGACGAGUAUAUAAGGUAGUAUUUCGCAGGGGCAAUACAUUUGAGGUUGCUGAACGACAUCAUGUUUUUGAUUGA